Molecule: messenger RNA, 951 nt
Organism: Pipistrellus nathusii (Nathusius's pipistrelle)
Lineage: Eukaryota; Metazoa; Chordata; Mammalia; Chiroptera; Vespertilionidae
Source: the annotation of a GenBank genome assembly
AUGGCUGAGGUGAAGGUGAAGCUGCAGCCGCCCGACGCGGAUCCAGUAGAAAUAGAAAACAGGAUUAUAGAAUUAUGUCAUCAGUUCCCUCAUGGAAUCACAGACCAAGUAAUUCAAAAUGAAAUGCCUCAUAUAGAAGCUCAGCAGCGGGCAGUGGCAAUCAAUAGACUGUUGUCUAUGGGUCAGUUGGAUCUCUUACGGAGCAAUACAGGUCUUCUGUAUAGAAUAAAGGAUUCUCAGAAUGCUGGUAAAAUGAAGGGAUCAGAUAACCAAGAAAAACUAGUAUAUCAGAUCAUAGAGGAUGCAGGAAAUAAAGGAAUAUGGAGCAGAGACAUCCGGUAUAAAAGUAAUUUGCCAUUAACAGAAAUUAACAAAAUUUUAAAGAAUUUGGAAAGUAAAAAGCUUAUCAAAGCUGUUAAGUCUGUAGCAGCCUCAAAGAAAAAGGUGUAUAUGCUCUAUAACCUGCAGCCAGACCGGUCUGUGACUGGUGGAGCCUGGUAUAGUGACCAGGAUUUUGAAUCUGAAUUUGUAGAGGUGCUUAACCAACAGUGUUUUAAGUUCCUACAAACCAAGGCAGAAACAGCCCGAGAAAGCAAACAGAAUCCAAUGAUACAAAGAAAUAGUUCAUUUGCUUCAUCACAUGAAGUGUGGAAAUAUAUCUGUGAAUUGGGGAUCAGUAAGGUAGAGUUGUCCAUGGAGGACAUUGAAACCAUCUUGAAUACACUCAUAUAUGAUGGGAAAGUGGAGAUGACUAUCAUCGCUGCAAAGGAAGGCACAGUUGGCAGUGUAGACGGACACAUGAAAUUGUACAGAGCAGUCAAUCCAAUCAUCCCACCUACAGGCUUGGUCCGGGCCCCCUGUGGACUCUGCCCGGUUUUUGAUGACUGCCAUGAAGGUGGUGAGAUUUCGCCCUCUAACUGCAUUUACAUGACAGAAUGGCUUGAAUUUUAA